Molecule: messenger RNA, 5511 nt
Organism: Chanos chanos (milkfish)
Lineage: Eukaryota; Metazoa; Chordata; Actinopteri; Gonorynchiformes; Chanidae
Gene: gon4la
Product: gon-4 like a
Exons: 28
Coding region: 10-5511 (1833 amino acids)
Biological process (GO): regulation of DNA-templated transcription
Cellular component (GO): nucleus
Molecular function (GO): transcription coregulator activity
Source: RefSeq, a predicted model, not a curated record
AAACUGACGAUGAACUCAGUCCGCAAACGCAAGUCGAGCAGUCGGAAGGCGGGCUCUUCCCGGUCCAAGGUUGCCAAGAAUGAAGGUCCCGAAUGCAGACCACCAGCGACCCAGGAUUUACAGCCACUCAGCCCGGACCACAAAACUGUCUCCAGUCUGUCAAACGAAGAACUGUCGUCGUCAUGGAGACGCUCGUCGAGGUUUAAAGGCCAAAGUCAGGCACUCUCCCCCGAUCCUGUGACUGAAGGCCAUGCACAGAGCACAGAAUGUCCUCCAUCAGCAGAGGAAACCGAUGAGAGCCUGAUCAUCCCUGACGACGAGGGACAUGGUGGAGGACGACAGACCGGGAGGAGGAAAGGAGGGGUGAAGAGGAAAAAAGAGGAGGCCGGGUCCCAGCAGAAUGAGGACGAAGAGGAGGAGGUGGAGAUUGACAGGGAUUUGGACAGAGAGCUGGAGAACAAGUCGCGACAGCACAACCUGACGUCCGCCAACGUGCGCAGCAUCAUACAUGAAGUCCUUACCAACGAGCAUGUCGUGGCCAUGAUGAAAGCAGCCAUCAAUGAGACAGAACCUGUUCCUGUGUUUGAGCCCAAAAUGACACGCUCCAAACUAAAGGAGGUGGUGGAAAAAGGAGUGGUCAUACCCGCAUGGAACAUUUCACCUAUCAAGAAGCCCAAAGAAGUUAAGGGCCCACAGUUUGUAGACAUCCCAUUGGAAGAAGAAGACUCAUCCGAUGAAGAAUAUUGUCCUGAUGAAGAGGAAGAGGAUGAGACAGCAGAAGAGACGUUGCUGGAGAGUGAUUUGGAGAGCACUGCAUCAUCACCACGUGGCAGUCGGGCAAACUUGCACAGAGCACACUCUGAGUGGGAAGACGACAGGAGCUGCAGCCCCGCGCAGGGUUCACGCAGGUCAAGGCACCUCACGGUAGAUGUGGUCCCCAUGGGUCCCCCGCCACCGCCCAAGUCUGUGGCUCCUCCAGGGCCUUCCAGAGGCCCGUCUGAAUGUAGCUUCAUGGAGAAACUUCAUGCUGUGGAUGAGGAGCUAGCCACUGGCUCAGAGUGUUUGGAGUCUUACCAGAGUCUGAGUGGCGGUGGAGGAGAGGACAGCCUGAUGGCUUUCCGCACACGCUCCAAGCGACCACUGAGGAACGUCCCGUUAGGUCGUCUAGAGGCGGAGCUUCGUGCCCCUGAUAUCACCCCUGACAUGUAUGAGUAUGGCUCCGCCCCCGAGGACAGAGAGUGGACUCAGUGGUUACAGGGCCUCAUGAGCUCUGACAAUGAGAACGAAGAGGAGGCGGAUGAUGAGGAUGAUCCAGAGUAUAACUUUCUGGCAGAUAUUGACGAGCCCGAUGUUGAAGACUACAGAAACGACAGGGCCGUACGCAUCACCAAGAAGGAAGUGAAUGAGCUGAUGGAGGAGUUGUUCGAUACGUUUCAGGAUGAAAUGGGAGUUCAGGACCAGGAUGAGGAAGGACAUGAGGAAGAGGAGGAGAAGGAAGAGGAUUUGCCUCAACAGGAAACACCCAAUUUCAGCAUUCUGCAAACUAUUCCGUAUGAAGAUCCUCUCGCUGACAUCCUGACGGAGCGUUACCGCACGGUGAAGGAGCAGCUCGCGGCUCUGCGCCGGCGCAGGGCCCUUCUGGAGAGUCAGGGCGUACCCUGGCCCCCACCCCGACCUGUCAGCCCCCCCUGUCCAAUGAUCCUCACACAGACUCAGAAACUACAGCUCCAGCAACAGAUACAGCAGCAUGUCCAGCUCCUCACUCAGGCCAAUAUGCUGUGCAGUCCAGUGGAGGCUCUGCAGGCUGAAGCAUCAACAACGAAACAGUUCCUGAUUGAGUUACAGAUGUUUGCACAGCGUGGAGAGGAGACUCAUGGUCUGACUGACCCAGGCUUUGUCAGCAUUUUUAGAUCCUGUAACCUGCAGGGAGCUGUCUCUCUACUGGAAGAACUAGAAAACACUCCUUUACCUGAAAAUUUUGUGUUUUCUGCAGUUACGCGGCACCCUUCCAUGCCCCCUCAUCUGGCCUGGCUCAUGGCCACUAGACCAGUGUUCCUUUACCCAGAGCUGCUGCCUGAAGUGAGCCUGGACCCGGCCCUGCACCCUCCACGCCUCCACAAAUUCUACACUCCAGCAGAAGACUGUCUAGUGAUCCUGGGACAUAAGCACUUUAAAGAUACUCCAAAUCCAUUUAAGCUGAUGGCCCAUUACCUGCUUGGUGCCAGAGAGAACACACAGCUUCGUCUGCAUAUCCGGGAGGUCUGCCUUGGCCAGAGCUCCAAUAUCAUUAAGAGUUACUUCCUGGAGAAUAAAUUUCCUACGAUGUCCCCUGCCUGUGAGUGGGUCAGCCCAACUGACCAGCGCCCCCCAGUGGAGAGAAAUGAGCACCUCAUGCCUUUCUGGCUGGUGAGAAGCCUUGAGAUCAUAUAUGAGGAAGUGAAAAAAUAUAACCAGUCAGGUAGUGACACUGAGUUUCAAACAACCAAUGCCGAUGGAUGCUCCUCUCCAGGAGAAGAAAACACACCCACGCCCACAGCUGGUCGUUUGAAAGGAGCUCCAAAAAAAACAAUCUACAGCUUCCCUCAAGGAACCUGCUACCCGCCCACCUGCCCUAAGGACUUGGUUCUAACGUUCUCUGGUUUCAGACACCUCCAUGAUUCAUCUUCAAAUCCGGUCUCAUGUACGCAAGACCCGUCCAACCCAACGUCGCCCAAGGGGUUAACCCCACACGCACUCACCCUCUCUAAACCCGGUUCUGUCAAAUGUGUCAAGUAUGCCAAACGUAAACCCUCCGGGCAAGCCCCAUUCUCCAACCUUCCUCCACCCACACCCCCUAGUCCUGCGCUGGCCAAUCCCAACAUCUCUGCUGUUCCUACAUCAUCCAGCCCCUCCCAAGCCAUGCCCUCCAACAUUACCACUUCAAAUCUCUUCACAUCUGCAUCUUCAAACGUUGCCUUCACGGAAUCUUCAGUUCCUGACCAGCCCCCCCCUUCCAGCAUUGCUCCGCUCAAUUCCUCAAACUCUGCCCCAUCCGAACAUAUCACUCUUCUCAUCACCAAUCCAUCUAAACCUGUUUCUACUAACUCAGCCUUAGUUCAGCCCUCCAAUCUACUCAUACUCGAGCCCUGUGUGCUUACGCCUUUGAACGCCUCAAAAUGCAUACCCAUCAAAGCUUCUACACAACCUACAACCAACUCUCUCCGCUUAACCCUGCCCAAGCCCUCCAGUAACCCAUCACACAGUGGCACUGCCUCUGCGGAGCAGACUAAGGCAAGUCGGAAAGUGGUUAGUAUUCAACCGAAAGCUGUGGAGAGUUUGCAGGCAUCUCAUACCCCUAGCAUGCAAACCUCAUCAGGGGUGAAUUUUUCUUCCUUAGGAACUGUUACAGGAACUGGAGAAACAGGAAUAGCUGUGUCAAGUUUAGCAACGGAAGCUCAAGCAUGCACAAACCCAGGCAAUGUUGUCAUUAACAUACCCUCCCCACUCUCUACCACUAUCAUAUAUCCUACCCCUGCUCCCAAGGUAAUGGCCCACACUUCCUCAAGAUCGGCACGGUUGGUUAAGGACCAGAUGAGUCAGCGCUGUGGCACCUUGCUCAAACUUAGUAAGCUACCGACACUUCUGCCAGGACCAAAGCCCGCCCCCGUCCAACCUUCAACCGCAAAACUCCUGCCCAUGUCUCAAACCGCGACGCCCCAGUUUCUCCUGCUCCCCCCAGGCUGCCUGGUAGCAGGCAACUGUGUGAAGAGGUCAAAUGCUGUUCUGAAGCCGAAGCCUGUACAAGGGCAUAUUCAGGAACCACGGAUGGCGCAAGACACCAUGAAAGGCAGGAAGGACGGUGUUCAGGUCAUUUCGGGGAGGAUCCAGAACGUUCCGGAGAACGUGGAAGCGCCCCAGGGGGUCUCCUCGGAGCGACCCUCCUGCGAAGGGGAACCAGACUGUGUAAAAGUUGCAGUGGAGGAAGGGGAAAGAGCAGCUGAGCCUGAGGAGGAGAACAAAGAGGAAAAUGAGGAAGACAACGAAUGCGGGGCGGAAGAAUUUGGCGAACCCUUCCUCACGUUGUCGGAGUCAUCCGGUAGCCCUACACCCAGUUUGGCAAGGGACGAGGGUGCUGAGGAAAUGACUGACAAGAAGAGACGAGAGAAGGAAAAUGGAGCAGGAAUAUCGCAGGUAUCCGCACCCAAACCUCACAACUCGGGUUCCGAAGAGGGCGAAAAUGGAAAAGCUGAGGCUGGACGUGAUAAAAUGGCAAAAAGUGAUGUGGAAGUGAUGUCACCUGCCUCUGAAGCAUCUGUAUUGUCUGUACCAGAGCUUCAGGAGACCAUGGAGAAACUAACAUGGCUAGCAUCAGAGGGGAGGUCUGAGGACAGAGAGAGUUCAGAUGAAGACCAAACAUCUAUACCUCAGUCCGUUCCUCACUGUGAUAAGGAUUUCCCUGACAGCGACCCUCUGAGAGACUGCAAAGAUGUUGCCUUUGCCCAGGCUUACCUGGAAAAGGUAUGUGAGACACUGCGAGUGGUUCCGGGGAAGGCAGAGGAGUUUCUUAAGGUGCUGUAUGAGUUUGAGAGGGACCUAGAAGGCCGAACGUCUGUGGAACUUUUCAAUCGACUCAAACCUGUAUUGAGGGAUUGGCCUGAGCUGCUGAGGGACUUUGCUGCUUUCCUACAACCCGAACAAGCCCAAGAGUGUGGCCUGCUGGAGGAGCAGCGAGCAUUUGAAAGGAGUCGGCGGUUUCUGCGGCAACUGGAGCUCAGUUUUGGGGAAAACUCUGCUUGUUACCUUAAAGUAGUGCGUGCCCUGCAGGAUGGCCCAUCCUUCAGUCAUGCUGGUUCAAAAGAGAUGAAAACUCAAAUAGAAUUACUGUUCAGAGGUCACUCCCACUUGCUUGAGGAAUUCUGGGUGUUUUUUAAGCAGCUCCACCCUUCUGUACAGUGUUUGUCUGAUGAAGAUGAUGAAGAGGAUGAGACUGACAGUGUGUGUAGUACCCAAACAAUUCAAAGUGUGGAGGAAAGCCUCUACUGUCAGCCAAUCAGAGCCUCCCUUUCCCUGGAUAAGAUGGAGCGCCACACGGCUCGAGCCAAUUGCAUGAGGGAGAGCGAUGAUAAAGUACGGGAGACAGAUACAGCAAAUCAAAGUGUGGGCAGAGAUACGUUAAUCACAGGAAAUGAGGAUGAAGAGGUUAACAGUGAUGAAGAGGAAGAGGAAAGCCUUUCAUUAGACCCUCCUGUUUGUGCCAAAAACAUCUCACUCAUGCCAAGUGGAGAGAGAAUAGUUCUCUGGACAAGGGAAGCAGACCGCGUGAUACUGACUGCCUGUCAACAGAGAGGAGCCAAUCAGAGCACUUUCCAUGCUAUCUCCACCCAGCUUGGCAACAAGACACCCAAUGAGGUUUGUGCACGCUUUCAAGACCUCAUGAGAUUGUUUCAGAAAUCCACCAAACAGCUCUGUACUGAGGACCUAGACAGCGACACAGAAGAACCAUUCAGUGCAGACGAAGAGAAGCCUGAUUGA